Molecule: messenger RNA, 339 nt
Organism: Olea europaea var. sylvestris
Lineage: Eukaryota; Viridiplantae; Streptophyta; Magnoliopsida; Lamiales; Oleaceae
Product: probable aldo-keto reductase 2
Exons: 1
Cellular component (GO): cytoplasm
Source: RefSeq, a predicted model, not a curated record
ACAUGUCCGAGGUUCCAGCCAGAAAAUCUUGAAACUAACAAACUAGUAUUCGAAAGGGUCAGUGAAAUGGCUACAAGGAAAGGUUGCACCCCCUCCCAACUAGCAUUGGCUUGGGUUCAUCACCAAGGAGAUGAUGUUUGUCCUAUACCUGGUACCACUAAGAUCGAGAACUUUAACCAGAAUAUUCAAGCUUUGUCUGUUAAAUUGACACCAGAAGAGAUGGCUGAACUUGAAUCCUAUGCUUCAGCCAAUGUGGUUAAGGGCGAUAGACACACUUACAUGGCAAGCACAUGGAUAAACUCAGAGACUCCCCCAUUAUCCUCUUGGAAGCCCGAGUAG